AUGAGUCAAGAACAGCCUAGGAGGCCAGAAGAGAUGGAGCCAGUAAAAUAUGGCGAUGUUUUUGGUGUUUCCGGGGAGUUGGCCGACAAGCCCAUCGCGCCUCAAGAUGCCGCCAUGAUGCAGAGCGCCGAAACGGCGGUCCUGGGUCAGACGCAGAAAGGCGGUCCAGCCGCAGCUAUGCAGGCCGCGGCUAAAGUUAAUGUGAGGGCCGGUGUUGUGUCGCCUGAUGAUGUUAGCAGCCCUGCCGGCAACCAGGGUGUCACGGUCACGGAAACUGACGUCCCCGGGAGCAGAAUAAUCACUGAAUCUGUCGCCGGCCAGGUGGUUGGACAGUAUGUAGAAGCUAUGCCAUUACCCAACGAAGCAGGGGGAGGCAUUAUUGGCGCCCAAGCCGGUAUCACGAUUGGACAAGCGCUGGAAGCGUCAGCACAUGCACUUGGAAGCAAAGCGGUGGAUAGGAGCGACGCUGCGGCAAUACAGGCAGCUGAAGUUAGGGCUACUGGCACUAACGUCAUCACUCCCGGCGGUGUCGCUGCCACGGCUCAGUCCGCUGCUGCUUACAACGAAGGCCUCAUCCGAGACCAAGACAAAGUCAAACUUGGAAAUGUCUUGGCUGAUGCAACACAAAAGUUGCCCGCAGAUAAGAUCGCAACAAGGGAGGAUGCGGAAGGGGUGGCGAGCGCACAGCAAAGGAACAAUAUAAACAUGAGCAGCCCUCCCGGUGGUGUGGCCGCAUCCGUUGCCGCCGCGGCAAGACUCAACGAAAGGGGCCUGUGA
This is a messenger RNA of Ipomoea triloba (trilobed morning glory), 777 nucleotides long. RefSeq names its product late embryogenesis abundant protein D-34-like. The record is from RefSeq and is a predicted model, not a curated record. Bases 1 to 777 code for a protein of 258 amino acids. NCBI's taxonomy places the organism in Eukaryota, Viridiplantae, Streptophyta, Magnoliopsida, Solanales, Convolvulaceae. The transcript has 3 exons.